Molecule: messenger RNA, 2072 nt
Organism: Vitrella brassicaformis
Lineage: Eukaryota; Vitrellaceae
Source: the annotation of a GenBank genome assembly
GGCAGAGUUCGUAUAAAACCUAAAUCCAUCCAGCCACAUGACACACAUAGUUCCGUCUCCUACCUGCUUACCUUCAGCAAUUAAUACCUACGUCAGUCAUCUACAUGCCUAUGACCUAUGUAUGUGUGUAUGUUGUGUGUGUGUGCGGCACGACACGGCACAUGAUCGAUCCUAGCUGGCUUCUGGCUGCAUGGCCGUCGCUCCGUUCGUCGAGCUAGUGUCACUCGAUCAGUGGUCAUGGCCUUCAUGCCCGUUGUCUUCGUGUUCAUGUGCCGUCUCCUCUAACACACCGAUCCCCGCCAUGAGGCCUGCACACAGGCAUACAUUACACACACAGACAGAGACACACACACAGACACACAGAGACACGGGAAUCUCUCUCUCUCUCGCCCCUCCGCCUCUGUGUGAGUGUGUGUGCUCACCGAGUGCGAUGGCCAUCAUCGUGACGGCAACGAGGAUUGCCAUCCAUUUCUCUAUCGUCACCCCCUGCUGCUCUUGCUCUCCUUCCUUCUUGAGCAUUGUCAGCUCGCCAUAGAGCUUCAAGGCGAUGGGUGUCAGCAGAAACAGCGCGAUGGUCAGCCAGGCGCCGCACGUGAAGGCCAGGCAGUAGCGCUCAAAGUCUUCCACCGCCGAUUCAAGCACUGUCGAGAAGCCGAGACCCACCGCAAUGCCGAUGAGGGAAGUAGUGGAGGCCGUAAUGUUGACGGCUAUGACGAGGCAGUUGCUGAGGCCACUCAAGCGCAGCACGGCAUAGUCGCUCAUCUCCUGUGUAGAUACAUCCGUUUGUUAACACACGCAUUGAUUGGCGGCUGGAUUCACUAUAUGUGUAUGCGCCACGGAGGCGCUAUCUCUUUCUGUCUUUCUCUGUGUGCGGUGCUGACGGACGGACCUGGGGGAUCUCGUGCGCCAGAAUGGCAAUCGAAGUCACCAGGCCGACAAACCACCCCACGUACCAGGAGACACCUGGUCAGCAGACAGAUACAUUCGCGUACACAUAAUCGAUCCAUCCACAGUCAACAAUUGACGCGCUCCCUCAGCCAGUCGGUCGCUCGCUCACCAACAGCGAUCCCAUCGACAAAAUUGCAGACCACAUCGCCGGCCAGCGCCGCCCAACCGUACGACUCCACCGACCGCCAGUCGAACCCGCCUUUCUUGCCACUCUUCUCCACGUCACCUCCGUGUGCAUCCGCACCUGCAUUAUUGCCCUCCUCCUUCUUCUCCUCACACGUGUCUCCAUCGUCAGGGGGAACCACGGUGAACAUCAUGACGGUGGCGGGUGUGCGGUCUGGUGCAGGAGCGGGAGGGUGUUUCUUUGGGUGGCUGUGGAAGCUGUGCAGCAGCUGGGAGAAAAGGAGCACGGCCAGGCAGCCGACGAACGCCGUGAUACCCAAAAAGGUGACCUGGCUGUGCGGGGCGCCCUCGACGGCAUGUGGGUAAAUGUGCAUCAGCGAGUCGCUCUGUCCCCCACAACCAGCACACACACACACACACACACACCCCUCUUCCCACAGUUCGCCGACUGAGUGUCGUUACGUGACUCUGUGUAAUUUGGUUGGUGUGUGGGUGACUGACCACCAUGACAGAGAUUGAGAGGACGACAAGCGCGAAUUGGAGCACCGCGCCAAUCGCGCCCUUUCCUAUGAACUGCAAAAGGAACGCGCCAAUCAGACUAUUCACCGACAGUAUCACGCCUGCAGCACACAGGAAAUCACACACGAACGUGCAUGCCACAAAGACAGCGACCAAGUGCUUCCCCUGUCGACACGCACCCGUGACGAUGGCGGCCGCCCAUUUGUAUUCGAGCGGGAAGUUCUCAUCCUCCUCGUGGUCGUCGUGGUCAUCAUCAUGGUCAUCACCAGAAGCAGAGGCCGUACGAAGGACGACCAAAGCGAGAGAUGUGGCGAGCAGCAGGCGCAAUGGCGAUAGGGACAUUCUUGUAAGAGUCAGAGAACCCAGGGUGGUCGAGGAAUCACCUCCGACUGCUCGAGUAGAGUGGUGACCAAAGAGGGACUCAGGAAAGGGAGAAUGAAGCUUGACGUAUUGCUUGAAUACGCACGCAGCCUUUGCCGGAG